UCAAGUUUUCCGGCGAAGUAAGCAGAGAGAUGGAGUUCAGAGGAAGUUUACACGUACAGUCUACUUUCGUUGGAGCAACGCUGGCUUCUGGUUUGCGUUCGGUUCAGUGUGAUUGUACGCUAAAUGCUCUCAAGUUCAUUGAUAUGCUCGUCGAGGUUAAAUCAGUGCAUGGUGGUGUACGAGUAUCGUAAUUUCGAAAUUUGAUUUCCAAAAUUAUUGUUUUGUAGCCGUUUCCAGUGCGAAUCGAGGUGAAAAAAUAUGGACGACCCAAAAACUAUAGAAACGUAUUUCCGAGCGAAAUCGAUAUUUAUUACUGGAGCCACAGGAUUCGUCGGUAAAAUACUCAUCGAGAAGCUACUACGUUCGUUUGAUGAAAUAGAAAACAUCUACGUUUUAAUUAGACGUAAGGAUAAAGAAACCCCAUCCAAGAGAUUGCAAAAGCUCAUCGAUUGUUCGCUGUUCAAUAUCCUGAAGACGGAGAGACCGCAAACAUUACACAAGUUGAAAGUAAUACCGGGAGAUAUAACUGAGGCUAAAUUAGGCAUCAGCGAAUCGGAUAUGAUCUUGUUAAGGAAUAAAGUCAACGUCGUGUUUCACGCCGCAGCCACCGUCAGAUUCGACGAAGAUUUAAAAGUAGCCAUAGAAAUUAAUCUACUAGGUACACAGAGAGUAGUCGAAUUUUGUAAACAAUUAGAAAAUUUAGAAGCUCUCGUUCAUGUAUCCACAGCCUAUAGUAAUUGUAAUCGUAGCGAAGUCGAAGAAAAAUUAUACCCUGUUCCAUAUAACGUCGAUAAACUAGUCCAAUCUACAUAUUGGAUGAACGAUGAACUAACAGCCGAACAUACUGCUCAAAUCAUAGGCAGUUGGCCAAACACAUACACAUUCACAAAAGCAUUAGCAGAACAUGUAGUAGCCGAAGUCAGCACCGAAUUCCCUGUUUCAAUAGUCCGUCCAUCGAUCAUCUUGUCCACGGUCACGGAUCCGGUACCAGGAUGGAUCGAAAACUGGAACGGACCGACUGGAAUCGUAAGCGCUGCCAGUAAAGGUGUAUAUAAUAGUUUCUUCUGCCAUCGAUGGGCCGUUGUAGAUAUGAUACCCGCCGAUAUCGUUGUAAAUGUAUUGAUCUGCGCUGCCUGGGCUACAGCUACCAAAAAAUCGAAGGAUACCACCAUUUAUAAUUGUUGUACAGGGGCCCAAAAUCCGUUGAAAUGGGGCGAUUUUAUAUCACAGUGUUUAUUCCACGUGAGAAGAAAUCCAUCUGAAAGAGUCUUCUGGUAUCCGAAAGCACACGCGUAUUCGAAUCGUUUUCUAUAUAAUUUGGGAUGCUUCUUCAGACACGUGUUUCCAGCCUAUCUUAUCGAUUCCAUGAGCCUGUUUCUUAAAAGUAAAAUAAAAUUAGUUCCGAUACAAAAACGCCUAUCGAAAGCUUCCAAAGCGGUCGAGUAUUUUACAACCAGAGAAUGGCAUUUCAAGAACGAAAAUUUCAUCAAAUUAAAUAAAACGCUUAGUCCAGAAGACAGAAAGAAGUUCUGUUUCGAUGUGCGUACCAUCGAAUGGUCUUCGUAUUUAGAAAAUUACGUACUCGGCAUUCGCAAACAUAUUUUCGGAGAGUCCGAUUGCACCAUACCAAAGGCGCGACAGAUGCUAAUAUGGUACAAAUGGGCCCAUCGAGUUACCAGAUUCGCAUUGGUCAUUUUCAUAUUGAAAAUCGGUAUCGGAAAAAACGCCGCCAAUUUCAUUCUAGACGUUGUCAACAAAUGUUUACUAUUACGCGAAGAACUAGUGUACUGAGAGGAGACAUAGUAAAUAACCACGCCGGGAAAGAAAAGAAGAUGACACAUUGUUUAGUACAUAUAAAAUUAUUCUCAUGUAUAAAUUUUUAAUUCUCAAACAAUUGUGACCUUAGAGAUUACGUAUAUUUAUAAAACCUGAAACGGUACAAAAAUUGAAAAAAAAAUCCAAGUGUUAUUAUUAGUAUUUAUUUUAAAUUUUAUUGUUUUCUCUCUUCUUUUUUUUGUUUGGUUCAACAUUUAUAAUGUAAAAAGUUUUCUAAUUGAUUUUAAUACCUAUAUAAGAAAAAAUAUAUAGUUUUUUUUUCAUUCA
Messenger RNA from Planococcus citri (citrus mealybug), 2103 nucleotides. RefSeq names its product putative fatty acyl-CoA reductase CG5065. Gene Ontology annotation, biological process: long-chain fatty-acyl-CoA metabolic process. The coding region runs from base 259 to 1791 and encodes 510 amino acids. The transcript is spliced from 9 exons. The record is from RefSeq and is a predicted model, not a curated record. Gene Ontology annotation, molecular function: alcohol-forming very long-chain fatty acyl-CoA reductase (NADP+) activity. NCBI's taxonomy places the organism in Eukaryota, Metazoa, Arthropoda, Insecta, Hemiptera, Pseudococcidae. Gene Ontology annotation, cellular component: peroxisome.